Messenger RNA from Emiliania huxleyi CCMP1516, 927 nucleotides. RefSeq lists its product as hypothetical. The transcript has a single exon. NCBI's taxonomy places the organism in Eukaryota, Haptophyta, Isochrysidales, Noelaerhabdaceae. The record is from RefSeq and is a predicted model, not a curated record. The coding region runs from base 1 to 927 and encodes 308 amino acids.
AUGGACUGCUGUAAUGAGGCUCAACAGUCCUUCCUCCUCAGCUUCCUCUGCUUCGUCGCUACAACCUUCUUACUGUGGCGAACGCCGAUCUUCAAGCCGCUCAAGCUCUUCGCCGUGUUUCUGCACGAAUUCUCGCACGCGACGGCGGCCACGCUCUGCUGCCAACGGGUGACGGGCAUCGAGGUAGCCUGGAACGAAGGCGGCCUCUGCACGUACUCCGUGUCGUCUACGCAGCGACGAGUGUACUUUAUCAAGUGCAUGGUGCUCCCGGCGGGGUAUCUCGGUUCAACGCUGUGGGGCUGCGGGCUUGUCCUCGCCACCGCUUGGCCUACGGGCGCCAAGGUCUGCGGAUGCGUGGUGGUGGUCGCGCUGGUUAUCGCGCUCUUCUUUGCGGUCUGCGGCGUUGCUAAGGGCCUGAGCGAGCGCUGUCUCCUCAUCGGCCUCGCUACCAUUUUCGGAGUCGUCGUCGGCGCGCUCACUGUCCUCGACUUCACCCUAGACACGACAGAGACCUCCUACGCACUGGAGACGGCUUUGCUGUUCAUCGGCGCCGUCAACAUGACCUUCGCCACGUACGACAUCUAUGACGAUACCGUGCGGCGCAAGGACGAGCGAUCCGAUGCGUACAAGUAUGCCGAGCUGGUCCCGUGCUGCUUUGCACGCUGCGUCGGCUGCACCUGGUUCCUCCUCGCCUCCGCCGCGUGCGUCGGCUCGGCCUUCGGCCACGUGUACCUGGUCGGCGACGGCUCGGUCGCGGGGAGCAAGGACGGCGGCUCCGCAUGCGACCUCGGCGACACGGACUGCCUCGACUGGUACGAAUGGCUCCCCGGGCCCAUCGCCCUGGCCUUUGGCGUCGGGUCGCACGCCCUCUGCUGCGCCCUGAAGCGGGCACACAUCAUCGAUCGGGAGCCCGGCCUGAGCAUCUGA